CUCUCUGUCUCUCGCUCUCUCCCUCGUACCCUCCUUUCUCCCUUCAAAGGCGCGAGUAGGUUUCCGAACUGGCUCACCCUCAGGAAACUCUGGAGGAAGGAGAGCCCAGCAAUUGCGGCGUCGUACGCGCCCUCUACGAAGCCCUGCGCACCCGCGACGUGGGAACGGUCCACCGGAUCGUAGCUCCUGACCUGGAGUGGUGGUUCCAUGGUCCCCCGACGCACCAGUUUUUGAUGCGCCUCCUCACCGGAGCGUCCAGCUCGACCUGCGACGACAGCUUCGAAUUCGCCCCUGCCUCGAUCACGUCCGUUGGGUCCAUCGUCCUAGCCGAGGGCUGCGACCAGAAGCGCUCCAUCUACUGGGCCCAUGCCUGGACCGUCGCCGAUGGGAUAGUCACGCAGGUGAGGGAGUACUUCAACACGUCCCUUACCGUCACGCGCCUCGGAGGCGCGAGCAGAUCCUCACCGUCCGCGUUGGGGUCCGAGAUUGCUCCGGCUCCGGGCUCUCAACACUGUCCGUCGAUUUGGGAGAGCAGCCUCUCGAAUCGGGUCGGGAAGUCCGUACCCGGUCUCGUCCUGGCGAUAUAAUCGAAACGACCUCUCGUGUGAUCCAGCGUGGCCGUUAGUAGGAGAGAAUAAAGUUGCACGCGUUGCAACCGUCGGUUGCUUAUGGUCGAGAGUGAUGUGAGCCGUUGGUUCGCCUUUCUAUUUGUGAUUGCGUUAGUUAAAUUAGAGGGUCUGUCGUUUCUGUUAAGUUGUCGUGUCGUUUUGGGUCAUGGGUGAAACUGUCAUGGAGAAGCCCAUUUGGUCUUUGUCUUAUCAGGAUUUGUCGGUUUUGCGGGAUGGUUGUGGUGUAAUAAAAUCGCGUGCCUUUGCGAGUCUUAUAAACCUCGUGAUCAAAAAAUUUAUUUUAAAAUU
Rhodamnia argentea is the source of this 917-nucleotide messenger RNA. RefSeq names its product wound-induced protein 1. NCBI's taxonomy places the organism in Eukaryota, Viridiplantae, Streptophyta, Magnoliopsida, Myrtales, Myrtaceae. The record is from RefSeq and is a predicted model, not a curated record. Bases 234 to 587 code for a protein of 117 amino acids. The transcript is spliced from 2 exons.